UGUCGAGGAGAGGUUACGUUUCUUUCUUUCGUUACAUUAUUUCUAUCGAAAAUGUACGACGACUAUACCGAGUAUGACGCCUACGAUGACUAUGGGCCGUCAGAUGUGCAUGAUCAGUAUGAUCGACCGAGCUACCGGCAAGUGCCCGAAGUGGUGCGCAAUUUCUUGGUAUUUCUGCGCAAUUGCAUCAACGAGGGCAUGAUCUUCGAGAUCCAGAAUUUAUACGAGAACACAUUUCCUAAGAUCUCGGAACAGCUAUUUGAUAAGUCGCCAUGGCCAGAUGCCUCGACAAUUGCCCACAUUGUUGACAAUGAUGCAGUAUUUCUUACUCUUUACAAGGAGCUUUAUUAUCGUCACAUAUAUGCACGCAUGCAGGGUCCUACACUGGAGCAGCGUCUUAACUCCUUCUAUAAUUACUGUGAUCUUUUCAAUUUUAUUCUGCAUCCUGAUACUCCAGUGCAACUAGAACUGCCUGAUCAAUGGCUAUGGGAACUCAUUGAUGAAUUCGUUUAUCAGUUUCAGUCUUUCGCUCAAUAUCGUGCCAAUCUGUCUAAUAAGACGCCAGAUGAGAUUGAGAAUCUAAAUGCGCAUAAUAAAAUUUGGGAUGUUCUAUGUGUAUUAAAUGUUUUGCAUUAUCUGGUUGACAAGUCAAAGAUAAAAAGCCAAUUAGAAGUAUAUGCGAGUGGUGGUGAUCCAGAUUCUGUAGCUGGUGCCUUUGGUAGGCACUCUUUGUACAAGAUGCUUGGCUAUUUCUCGCUCGUCGGUCUUCUAAGAUUGCAUUCUUUAUUAGGUGAUUAUUAUCAGGCCAUCAAGGUCUUGGAAAAUGUAGAGCUCUAUAAGAAGAGUGCAUAUUCCCAUGUACCUGGCUGCCAGAUUUCGACAGCAUACUAUGUAGGCUUUGCCUAUAUGAUGAUGCGCCGUUAUGCAGAUGCGAUUAGAACAUUUUCUGGUAUUCUGUUGUACAUUCAACGUACAAAACAGUUAUUCGCCACGCGUAGCUAUCAGAAUGAUCAGAUCAACAAGCAGACUGAACAGAUGUAUCAUCUGCUUGCCAUAUGUCUGGUUCUACAUCCACAGUGUGUAGAUGAGGGCCUGCAGCAGGCUCUGCGAGAUAAGAAUUACCAUGAGAAAAUAUACAAGAUGCAGUACGGUGAUCUCACUGAAUUUGAAAAUUGUUUUGUGUUUGCAUGUCCCAAAUUUCUAUCUCUGACAUCACCGAAUCCAGAUAAUCCUAAUGAAGACUAUGUCCGCGAAGCUAUCAAACAUCAAACACAAGUAUUUAUGGAUGAAGUGGUCCAACAAAAAAUGUUGCCGACCAUUCGUUCGUAUUUGAAACUCUACACGACGUUGCCGCUUAGUAAAUUGGCCACAUUUAUGGGAAAUACUAGAUCUGAUAUCGAAGGAUGGGAUCUCGACAAGGAAGUAAAUGCAUUAACGAUUCAUUUAUUAUGCUUCAAGCACAAGAUGAAAAAUAUUGUUUGGACCAAAGGCACAUCAGGGCUAGACGGAAAAUUCCAAUCCGGUUCUGAGUUGGAUUUCUAUAUCGAUCAUGACAUGGUUCACAUCGCCGAUACGAAGGUAGCACAUCGUUAUGGAGACUUUUUUAUUCGUAAAAUACUGAAGUUUGAAGAAUUGAAUCGCAAAUUGCAUCAUAUAAAAAUCUAACUAUAUAUUAUCACACAAUUACUAAACAUCUUGACAGUACAUUCGCAA
Messenger RNA from Cyphomyrmex costatus, 1713 nucleotides. It is a transcript of the gene eIF3l, whose product is annotated as eukaryotic translation initiation factor 3 subunit L. Lineage: Eukaryota; Metazoa; Arthropoda; Insecta; Hymenoptera; Formicidae. The record is from RefSeq and is a predicted model, not a curated record. The transcript is spliced from 3 exons. Gene Ontology annotation, molecular function: translation initiation factor activity; protein binding. The coding region runs from base 52 to 1665 and encodes 537 amino acids. Gene Ontology annotation, cellular component: cytoplasm; eukaryotic translation initiation factor 3 complex. Gene Ontology annotation, biological process: translational initiation.